AUGCCCCUCAUCCGCAAACGCCGUGCCGACCCCCCACCCGCAAAUUCCUCCGAGCCAGACUCAUCAUCAGACUCAGACCAAGAACAAGACCCAGAACCAACCCCCCAACGCCGCCGCACCUUGAACCAUACCCAAGCGUCACCCUCCGACAGCGACGACGAUGCAACGCACCACCCAAGCAGCGCAGACGUGAUGGUGAAGAAGAUGGUGCGCCUGGCCCUGGCCAGCGAGUAUGCGCGGCAGCCGAUCCGCCGGACGGAGAUUAGCGCGAAGGUGCUGGGCGAGCAGGGGGCGAGACAAUUUAAGGUAGUGUUUGAAGCGGCGCAGAAGGUUUUGCGGGAGAAGUUUGGGAUGCAGAUGGUUGAGUUGCCGGUGCGGGAGAGGGUCACUAUUCAUGAUCGGCGGGCGGCCCAGAAAGUCGAACGACCCUCCUCAACGAACAAAUCCUGGAUCGUGGGUAGUACAUUACCGGCCGCGUACCGACGCCCUGAGAUUCUGCCGCCGACCAAAGCCCCGUGGGAGAGUACCUAUACUGGAUUAUAUUCGUUUAUUAUCGCCGUGAUCAUGCUCAAUGGGGGCUCAUUACCGGAGCAGAAGCUGGAUCGGUAUUUGGCGCGGACGAAUGCCGAUACGUAUACGCCGAUUGAUCGCACGGAUCGGUUACUGGCGCGGAUGUGUAGAGAUGGGUAUCUGGUUCGGAUGCGGGAGAUGGAUGGCGGCGAGGAAGUAAUUGAGUAUAUGGUGGGACCGAGGGGGAAGAUGGAGGUUGGGGCUGCAGGCGUGGCGGGGUUGGUGAGGGAGGUUUAUGGGGGUGGCAACGGUACGGCGGAGCAGAGGGAGGAUUUCGAGGGGAGGUUGGCGAGGAGUUUGGGGAUGAAGCUGCCUGAACCGCGCGAGGAGGAGGAGGAGCAGCAGGAUGGGGAUGCGGAGGAAGAAGGGCCACGGGAGAGACAGACACGGAGUCGGAGGAGAGCGGAGGACGAAGAAGAUGAGGAUGAGGACGAGGACGAGGAUAGUGAUUGA
Aspergillus pseudonomiae is the source of this 1023-nucleotide messenger RNA. RefSeq names its product MAGE domain-containing protein. Lineage: Eukaryota; Fungi; Ascomycota; Eurotiomycetes; Eurotiales; Aspergillaceae. The record is from RefSeq and is a predicted model, not a curated record. Gene Ontology annotation, biological process: DNA repair. The transcript has 3 exons. Gene Ontology annotation, cellular component: nucleus. The coding region runs from base 1 to 1023 and encodes 340 amino acids.